Adineta ricciae is the source of this 672-nucleotide messenger RNA. Lineage: Eukaryota; Metazoa; Rotifera; Eurotatoria; Adinetida; Adinetidae. The record is from the annotation of a GenBank genome assembly.
AUGACAACAGAACUCAAUUUCAAAGAACAAGCACUUCUGCAAAUACAAGAUCGGCCAAAUGCACCGUUUCAUUCAGGAUGCAAAAUGUUUACGUGGACUUGUAAUGAAAGUCCGAUUAAAAACUUUACAUCCAUUGAAUUCGUUAAUGAAUACACUGCUUUCUUGUCAAUCAAAAUCAAACAGCAUUCGGAAGACUUUAAUCCGAGUAAAAUAAUAUCGAACCAUUUAGAUGAAUGGCAUGUCCUUUUGAAUCGAUAUCAGCUAAUGGAAUCAUGCCAUGGCGAAAUCAGCAGUAAUAAACAUAUGAUUCUUGAUCAAAAACAGUUUACUUUUAUGCCACGUGCUAUAUACCAAAUUCGUUUCUUUCUUCAACAACCAUCACCCAUCUGGAAAGAGUUUUCAAUUGUGAAUGUUCAAAUUCAUAGUCAGUCAAGUCUAUCGAAAGAUCGCAAACCAUCAAUUGAGCGUUUACUUGCUAGUACCUUGAUCAAUGAUGAUCAAAUGACAGAGACGACAUUUAUCAAAAUACCACUGAUCACUGAACUCUCGCAACAUCUUCAAGCAAUGUGGACAAUCUGUGCUAAAAUGCAUCAGUCGGAUUAUGGUUCCGAUCAUGUCAAACGCUUCGAUAUCGAUGGUUCAUACGAUGUGCAAAUACUUUCUUCUACAUAA